AUGGCUUGGCUCACCGGAAUCGAUCAUGGAUGGCUUCCACAUGGUGGAAGACAUUUGAUUUUUUUGAUCCUCGCCUCCAGCGCACUCAUUGGCACCGCUCAUACCUCCCCAUUGCCAGAUUCAUCAUACGACAUUGCUAUCAGCAAUACCACAUUGAAUUCUCCCUUACUGCAGACCUCGUGGACCUUCGACUGUUAUGCUGGCUCGAUAGCAUGCAGAGGAACCGGUACCACAUCUGCUGGAUCCCAUGCCAAACAAGGAUGCUCACCAAUUGGGGCACAGGGAUGCACUCGGUACUCAUACAAUGGCGGUGGACUGUUCAAACUUUGUCUUUAUGGGGGCACCGGCUGCAGCGGGGCUUUGCGCACGAGUGUUAAUGGAGGCAAGGUUACCUGCAUUGAUGUGGGUGACCCUAAAAGCUUUAAGGUUGUGCCUUAUGCUGCUGCGUGCUAG
This is a messenger RNA of Penicillium coprophilum, 453 nucleotides long. RefSeq lists its product as uncharacterized. The record is from RefSeq and is a predicted model, not a curated record. The transcript has a single exon. The coding region runs from base 1 to 453 and encodes 150 amino acids. Lineage: Eukaryota; Fungi; Ascomycota; Eurotiomycetes; Eurotiales; Aspergillaceae.